AUGCUUAUUACGCCGUUAGCGUUACGUUUUCGGCCUUUCUUAACUCUCAUAGUAAGUCGAAAUAUCCAAAUAAUAAGAGAAAAAGUUUUUCCCGCCCCUUCGUUUUACAAAAAAUUAAAGCUAAGAUAUGGGUAUGAGCAUACACGAUAUCCAUACGAUGACAUCGUCCAAGCAGGAAAGCGCCUUUAUCUUGUUUGCGCCGAAUAUCCUGAUCAUAAUGAUUUCUUCAAAUAUUUUGGGCUUCGUGAUUCAUUAAAUACUUGGUUUGAAAUAACUACUCUUCAUAUUUGGCUGUGCUUUGUUCGACUUCGACAAGAAGGCAAGGAGGGGAGACUAAUCAAAGAUUCAUUUCACACUGUUAGUACCUUCAUGGUUGACUUAGGAUCUCGCCUUAAGUCAUAUGGUUAUUGGACUCCUUGGACGUCUCAUAUAAUUUCACGUAAAUAUCGCCGACGCUGGGUUGGACAUUUACUUGCUUAUGAUGAAGGAUUCUUGGCGCAUGCUGACACUGCUCUAGCUGCGGCACUCUGGCGCAAUUUAUUUUCUUCAGCUGAACAAUUUGUUACGUUCCAACAGUUAGAUUUAGCUGUAAAGUACUGUCGAAGGCAACUUCAACAUUUAGACACCAUUCGGUCGGAAGUCAUACUUUGCAAGGGAAUGCCCUCCUUCUUGCCACUGGUUGGUUCUGAUAUCUUGGAACCUGAUUAUCAUUCUCAGAGAAUUCGCCAUUGCUUCCGAACCAAAUCAAGUGAUUGA
Messenger RNA from Protopolystoma xenopodis, 756 nucleotides. The record is from the annotation of a GenBank genome assembly. NCBI's taxonomy places the organism in Eukaryota, Metazoa, Platyhelminthes, Monogenea, Polystomatidea, Polystomatidae.